Molecule: messenger RNA, 2115 nt
Organism: Aspergillus alliaceus
Lineage: Eukaryota; Fungi; Ascomycota; Eurotiomycetes; Eurotiales; Aspergillaceae
Product: HEAT repeat domain-containing protein
Exons: 1
Coding region: 472-1794 (440 amino acids)
Source: RefSeq, a predicted model, not a curated record
UCUGUAUCGAAAAAUCUUUUGAUUACCUUAAAAAAAUGGCUGUUGGUAGUAUGAUGGUCCUUAUAUCGUGGUCCCGCCAAAAGUUCAACAUGCGAUGAUUUAGCAGAGAAAGUGUUCGAAGUAUUCUGCCAAAUUCAUAUAGUGAUAGACAGAGCCAAUGAAACGGAGUCCUUCACGCUCUAUGUUGAUAUCUCUUUGCCUGCUAAGGUAUGCCACCUUAUAUCUAGCCACUGUCAGCCUUCACUAAAAAGUGAGCAGUGCAACAAAUUAGAGAAAUUUGAGAAACCAAUCGUAGUUAGCAACAAUGUGAUUUUAGGCAGACUUGACGAUCCCAGAUGAUCGUGCCUAGUCCGCUACUCUCCACUGUACCUGUGCCAAUUACCAUAAAUUCUACCGAACGCUUGUUUAAAGACAACAGAUACUCGCAGUUGAAUAUUCAACACUCUGUUGGUUCUUGGCGAUACCUGAAAAAUGACAGGUUCUAGUCCCCUUGAUCUCCUCAUCUCCAUUGACUGGGGCUCCCUCCGGCACGCCUACGGGGAAGCGUCAGAUGUCCCUGGUCAGCUACGAGCUCUCCUUUCAGCAGACAAGGAGGAGCGAGCUGACGCUCAACACGCCCUCUGUGGCAAUAUAUUCCACCAAGGCGAUCGAUAUGAAGCCACUGCCUAUGCAGUCCCUUAUUUAUUUAAGAUUCUCGAAGACUCAUCCACUCCUGAACGAGACUUCUUGAUUGACCACCUGGUCCACUUGGCCCUGGGUUAUGCACAGAUGUUCCUUCCAAAUGGCGUCGAUCUACCGGCAUGGCGGGAGAAGGCCAGUAAGAUCUUGAGUCCCGAGUAUGAAGUCCACUAUUAUCGGCGACACAAUGAUUGGAUCCAAAAGGCAGAAACUGCUGAAGAAAGAGUUUCGCGCAUCGAGUCCUGCAACCUCAGCAUUCAAAGGGACCGUAGAGCUGCUAAAUAUGAACUUCUUGCGUAUGAAGUUGUCAGAGCUGGGGUUUCUGGUUUCCAGAAAUGUCUCGAGGAUGACGAUGCCCAGAUACGGUCUUGGGCUGCUUUUGCGCUAGCAUGGUUUCCUAGAGAGGCCGAUGAAGAUUGCCGCAAUAGCGUUCCUGUGUUGAUGCGGGUCCUUGAGCAGGAGAAAGAGACCGCUGUUUUAGCCUGUACCAUCAUUGCACUUGGCUUGCUGAAUGGCCGUUUUGAUGGUGCCCGCCCAGAGGAAAUAGAUGAGUUGGUCGCUGGCCUACGCGGCUACUCGGCUGAUACGCGUCCCCUUAUUCAAUGGGCUACGGCAGUAGCACUCGUCCGACUUAAAUAUCAAGGGCAAGAACACAUCGAUAUGUUGAUUCGUUGCAUAAAAGACCCGUCCUUUAUCCCAGAUGAAUAUCGACCAGAGUACAGCAAAGAAACAUUUCCGUUUAUAGGCCCGUUUGAUGAGGAGGACGUGGACGGUUAUAGCGCCAACGCUCUGGGGAGCAUCAACGCGAACGAAUAUCCCGGCGUGGUUACGGCUGUGCUAGAUGCUUUGUCGCGCUCAUCAGGCUGUGUCCUCUCUAAGCUUCUUAAAGUUCUUUUGACCUUGACUUUUGGCCCCAUGCUUGAGCACGAAAGCGAUACGGCGUUUGAGGGAUUGAGUGAACUUCAAAAACGAACUGUGACAGCACUCGCAGAGAUGGACGACAAGCUGUGGAAUGAAGAGGAUUUCGUGUGGAUUCUGCGCAAUUGGGAAAUACCAGCUCGCAGUCGUGAUGAGUGUCGCACCUAUGUUGGCUUACCGGGCGCUGGUUUAGGCUAAGAUCUAAACUACGUACUAUUAGUCGAUGUAGUAUUUGCGAGACUAAGUGUGAUCUUGUCUGUGCAAUAUAUGAGGCUGCUAAGCUCAUAUGCCAUGCUAACCAUGUGCUUGUCAGUGGAAAUUUUGGCCGUAUUAAUUGCUUCUUCUUCUGGGGACUGUGCCAUCUAUUUUCAAACCUGGAAUUUUGGGAUCCGGGUUCUCUGAUAUUGACUCGGUCGAUAUCAUAUUAUUGGGACUACGGCAGUUCUAGGAUUCUCCUGCGGUACAUUGGCUUUUCUUGAACCUAGUAUAUGCUAAGAUAGAAUUAAUGAUUCCUGGUUC